GCGAGGAUUUGGCCGACAAAUGAGACACACAAAUAUAUUCAUAGUUUAUACUUUAGAUUUGUUGCCAUGGCUUUGAAAUUUUUUUAUAUCUAUCAUCAUUUUUGUUAUUAUUGAUAACCAAGAAAAAAAAAGGAUCAAGAAUUGCUUUUUAUUUCCACUUAAUUUGUAUUAUCUUCAUUCUCUCUCAGGCACACAAACGAGAGUAGUUUGAGAAAAAUCCGAAGCAUUUUCAGAUUCUCUCCCUCUCUUCUAUCUUUUUGCUGAAAGGUUGGCUAGGCUUGUGGGUUUGCUCCUCUCCUCUCAUAAAGAUCAUAUACCGAUCUUGACUCUAUCGCCUGAGAGAUUUUUGGUAUCUUUUUCCCUUUUGCUCUUUUAACUUGGUUCUUGAAAUACUUCUCUAUAUUUUGGUAUUGUAAUCUGUCAGAUUUUGAUUUCUAUCGCUGCUUUCUUGAAAUUCAAGAUUUGUGUGUGUAUAUCACUCUUCUCUCUCUCUCUCUCUCUCUCUCUCUCUCCAAAUCUUUGCAUUUUUUAUGGCUUCCUUUAAGUUUUCUUUUGAUGUUGUUCUUCAAAAGAGAAAUGCCCCAAAUACAAUAGAACCAAUGGUAUAUCUUGAAUCUAGUCUAAAUUUCUUUUGUCUAGUUUAAGUUUGCUUUGAAUUUUCUUUGAGUCUUGAUGUUCUUAACAAGAAAGGUCCAAGAGGAUCCAAGAAAUUAGUAUAAUGCAUAUUUAGUAUGCCAAUCAAGAUUGGAUCGUUGUUUUACCUCUUUUGCAUAUGAAUUUGGAUUCUUGAAAAAUUCUUGCAUUUACAUAAUUAGAUGGAAGAUUACAAGAAUGUCUCAAGAAGAAGAAACCCAAAAGUGUAGCAAUAGUAAUAAUAGUGGUGGUGGUUGUGUUAAUAUUGGAAAUAUAGGUAGAUCAUCCAAAAAGCAAAAGCAAAAGAAUGUCCCACAAAGGGGACUUAGUGUGGCACAACUAGAAAAGGUCAGACUAGGAUAGCAACAAAAGAAAGAUGGGUCUACAAUGUUGACAAUGACAUCAUCACCACCUGCAAUGUCAUCACCACCCAAACCUUCAAAUCAAUCUUCAUCAGUGCCGAUUCCAGAAAAUCAGUCUCACUCCACUUCAUCAAUUCCCUACCCUUCUGAUAUUUCAUCUCCAAAUUCAAUACUUCGGCCUCAAAAUAUUGAUAUUUUUAACGCAAACACUAUUCCAUUUGUCAAUUCUUUGGGUUGGCGAUCAGUUUCUGUUCAAGGACAUGGAAAUAUGCCCAAGAUUUGGAAUUCUUGUGACUUCAAUCUUGAAAAGGAGACUAGUUGUGGGGUUGAUCCUGGAUUGGCCUUCAGGUCCAGGUUAAAUUUGCCCUUUGAAUCCAAUUCCACUUGGCCUCUCCCUAGCUUGAUGCAAGGGGCACAGUAUCCUCCUCCUCCAAUGGUGAAUGUGUCAUCAACAAGUUCAUCAUCAUCUCUACAAAAUUUGCAUAUGGAGCUCCCUUCAAACCAAAGCUGUUAUGGGAACUAUACACCUGUUUGGCCAGAGGAAGAAAAGUUGAGUUAAAGUUGCUUGUAAUUAAUCUUUCAGCUUAUAAUCAAUUAAUUCAAUACUAAAUUUUAACCUGAAAAUUUUCUUCUUUGACUUUAAUGGUAAUCUUUUUUAAUAUAAUCAAUUCAUGACCAGAAAAUAUGAAUAAUUUUUGUUAAUGAUGUAUAAUAGCUGGUUUGAAAUUUUUGUUCCAA
This is a messenger RNA of Hevea brasiliensis (rubber tree), 1733 nucleotides long. RefSeq lists its product as uncharacterized. The record is from RefSeq and is a predicted model, not a curated record. NCBI's taxonomy places the organism in Eukaryota, Viridiplantae, Streptophyta, Magnoliopsida, Malpighiales, Euphorbiaceae. Bases 1021 to 1554 code for a protein of 177 amino acids. The transcript is spliced from 2 exons.